Arabidopsis lyrata subsp. lyrata is the source of this 2214-nucleotide messenger RNA. Its product is annotated as beta-glucuronosyltransferase GlcAT14A. Gene Ontology annotation, molecular function: glucuronosyltransferase activity. Gene Ontology annotation, cellular component: membrane. Bases 682 to 1956 code for a protein of 424 amino acids. Lineage: Eukaryota; Viridiplantae; Streptophyta; Magnoliopsida; Brassicales; Brassicaceae. The transcript is spliced from 6 exons. The record is from RefSeq and is a predicted model, not a curated record.
AAUAAAGGAACAGAGAGACAAUAAAAAGUAACGAAAUUUAGAGGUGAAAGAACCAAAGAUUUGGAAUUUUUCUUUGUUGUAGUAUAAUUUUUCCACGAAUCGGAGUAUCUCACACGGUCUUGGAAUUUUCCAGCUUAAUUUUCCUAGAUUAAAAAUCGUAAUGUUGUUAUUGGAUUGAAUUUCACUGUCUCUUCAUGUCGUCUAUAUAACUUUUACUCGGAAACAGAAGUGUCCCGUGUUCUUGAGCACGAAGUACUAGCAUAUAACAAAGCCAAUAAAAAAAGCUUCAUUGCCUCGAGAUUAUACAGCAUCAAGGCAACAACAACAAAAAAGCCAGGUUUCUUCAUCUUUUUAAUCUACCAUCCUUCAGGAAAUCGGUAAUGUAACUUUUUAGGGGGUUUUAGAGUUGCUUAAUCUAGCUGCUGAGAUGUCUGAUUGAUGAUGAAUCUCGAUCCAAGAGGUUUUUAUGGAGAGGUUUUUGUGUUUGGAACGAGCCUAAACUCAAGAUUGUUGCGGAUUCCUGAAAGAUUCAGGCUUUUAGCUCCAAGUUUCCAAAAGGGCUGUGAAUCAGCUCACAUAUCAGAUUCUGUAGUUUGCUAAACCGGGGAUUUGAUUCGGCAAGAAACCGAUUUUCUUUAAGAAGUUUGUUUCUUCUUGUCUCAUGAUCACUAGCUUUCAGCAAUGGGAUAUGUAAACGUGGAGAAGAGAUGGGUUUUUCCUCUUGUCAUCACAUCUCUUGUCUGCGUUUUUCUCCUUGCAACGUCUUUCAAUAUGGGCCUAGUCUCUUCGCUCCGAACAAUCAACGGGAUUUUCUCCAUCAUCCCUUCCCGUCUCGUCAAGAACCAAACAAGACUUGAUUUUGCAGAGUCUAAAGUUGCUAGACAAACCCGUGUUUCGCCUCAUGAAGACAAGCUUCCCCAUUUUGCAUACCUUGUUUCCGGGUCUAAAGGGGAUGUAGAAAAGCUUUGGAGAACACUUAGAGCAGUGUACCAUCCCAGGAACCAGUAUGUUGUUCACUUGGAUCUUGAAUCACCGGUGGAUGAGAGAUUAGAGCUGGCUUCUCGGAUUAAUAACGAUCCUAUGUAUUCUGAAACCGGGAACGUAUAUAUGAUAACCAAGGCUAACCUUGUGACAUAUAAAGGACCAACUAUGGUGGCAAAUACUCUUCACGCUUGCGCGGUUCUUCUUAAGAGAAGCGCAAACUGGGAUUGGUUUAUUAACCUCAGUGCUUCAGAUUAUCCUCUAGUGACCCAAGAUGAUCUGCUUCAUACGUUUUCGACAUUGGACCGGAACCUAAACUUUAUCGAACACACAAGUCAGCUGGGUUGGAAAGAGGAGAAGCGAGCACAGCCAUUAAUGAUUGAUCCUGGACUCUACUUGUUGAACAAAUCAGAUAUUUACUGGGUCACACCUCGCCGAAGUUUGCCAACUGCCUUCAAGUUAUUCACUGGAUCAGCUUGGAUGGCUCUAUCACGCCCAUUUGUAGAGUAUUGCAUAUGGGGAUGGGACAAUUUACCACGAACCCUCCUAAUGUAUUACACCAACUUCGUUUCAUCACCCGAAGGUUACUUCCAGACAGUGAUUUGCAAUGUACCCGAGUUUGCAAAAACUGCCGUAAACCAUGACCUCCACUACAUUUCCUGGGACAAUCCGCCGCAGCAGCACCCACACGUGUUGUCACUCAACGACACAAUGCAGAUGAUAUCAAGUGGUGCUGCGUUUGCUAGGAAAUUCAGAAGAGACGACAGAGUACUUGAUCUUAUCGAUAAGGAAUUACUUAGACGGAGGAAUGGUAAAGAUAGUUUUACUCCUGGUGGAUGGUGCAGUGGGAAACCAAAAUGCUCCAAGGUCGGUGAUGUGGCUAAGAUUAAUCCUAGCGUUGGAGCUCAGAGGCUUCAGGGACUUGUGAACAGGUUAGUCAACGAAGCUAUUACAGGAGUUAGUCAGUGUAAAUAGAUCGAAUUCGAAGAAAAAAAGGAAUCAUUUUGGGGCUUUGAAUCGAAUUCAUGGAGAGACUGUACUUACUCCUUAUGAUAUAUAUAAAUAUACAACAUAUAGAGGAUCUUGCAGUUGCAGGCUUUAGAAAAACUAUUAGACUUUGUUUUCAUUGAGUAGAGAUGCCUUGUAUGCCACGACCUACUGGGAUUAAUUUUUUCUUGUUUGAAGUCAUCUCCUUCAAAUUUCAAAUCAAAUAAAAAUUAUAACCCUUUUUUU